CCACUAUCUCCACGGAAAGAAACACUUGACUUCUUCUGAUUGGGGUUUGAUUAUCAUCAUACCUAGUCAGUUUACUUCUUUCCUAUCAUCCCAGCUAUGUCGGUCCAAUCCCAUCACACACACAUCCAUCACUGGCUUCCGAUCAUCCUCACAGACCUAUCACUCAGCGUAUAUCUCAACUCACUUCCCACUUGACUAACUCCAUUCGAGAUACUAUCAAUAUGUCUCCAAAGGGUGAUAUCGGUCUCAUUGGCUUGGCCGUCAUGGGCUGUAAUUUGAUCAUGAACAUGAAUGACAAGGGUUUUACUGUCGUGGCCUACAAUCGUACAGUCUCUAAAGUUGACGAGUUCCUAGCAGACCAAGCUAAGGGCUCCAACGUAAUUGGAGCUCACUCCGUCGAAGAACUUUGCUCAAAUCUCAAGACACCCAGGCGAAUCAUCCUCUUAGUCAAGGCCGGUGCGGCUGUUGAUGCUUUCAUCGAACAACUUUUGCCUCAUCUCGAAAAGGGUGACAUCAUCAUCGAUGGUGGUAACUCUCUCUACACCGACUCGACUCGCCGUUGCAAAGAGUUAGAGGCCAAGGGUCUAUUCUUCGUUGGAUCGGGUGUUUCCGGUGGUGAAGAGGGCGCUAGAUACGGACCUUCGCUCAUGCCCGGUGGUUCCGAAGGCGCAUGGCCGCACAUCAAGGAGAUUUUCCAAAAGACUGCUGCUCAAUCCGAAGGUGAACCCUGCUGUGAUUGGGUCGGUCAAGAAGGAGCCGGACAUUACGUCAAGAUGGUCCACAAUGGUAUCGAAUACGGUGACAUGCAAUUGAUUUGCGAGGCGUAUGAUAUCUUGAAGCGCGGUCUUGGUCUCUCGGAGGCUGAGAUCGGAGACAUUUUCACCACUUGGAACAAGGGUGUCCUUGACUCCUUCCUCAUGGAGAUCACUCGUGAUAUCCUUAAAUUCAAUGAUACCGACGGUACUCCACUUGUGACCAAAAUCCUUGACCAAGCUGGCCAAAAAGGAACCGGCAAGUGGACUGCUAUCAACGCUCUCGACCUUGGUAUGCCUUUGACCCUCAUCGGGGAAGCAGUGUUUGCUCGAUGCCUCUCGGGUAUCAAAUCGGAAAGAGUAAAGGCUAGCAAGUUGCUAGGAGGUCCCCAAAUUGAGCCCUUCAAAGGAGACAAAAAGCAAUUCAUUGAUGAUUUGGAGCAAGCGAUGUAUGCUAGUAAAUUGAUAUCUUACGCUCAAGGAUUCAUGUUGAUGCGCGAAGCUGCAAAAGAGUAUGGCUGGACCUUGAACUACCCCUCGAUCGCUUUGAUGUGGCGUGGUGGAUGUAUCAUUCGAUCAGUCUUUUUGGCCGAAAUCACCAAAGCUUUCAAGGCUGAGCCAGAUCUUCAAAACUUGUUGUUUAACGAUUUCUUCAACCAAGCAAUCCACAAAGCGCAACCAGGAUGGCGUCGAAUCAUCGCUCAAACCUCACUCUGGGGCAUCCCCACUCCUGCUUUUUCCACCGCACUAGCUUUCUUUGAUGGAUACAGAUCUGAGAGACUUCCUGCUAGCUUGUUGCAAGCUCAGCGAGAUUACUUUGGUGCCCAUACCUUCAGAAUCUUACCGGAACACGCCAGUGAUAAAUACCCUGAAGGCAAAGAUCACCAUGUGAACUGGACUGGCCGAGGUGGAAACAUUUCAGCAACUACCUAUGGAGCUUAAAUUAUUUUUGUAUUGUAACCUCAGGCACAAAAUUGUAACUCAACAAGCCUUUUUUAUCUAAAUGUGUGAUGCUGUCCACCUCGAAUAAGUAAGGCAUUCGAAGUCUCGACUUCCAAACAUUGGGCUAUCCUUAUCCGCAAAAGCAGAUCUCGACAUAUUUUCCUCUCGUCGAUUGAUCGGUCAUAUCAUAGGUGCAAGGGACGUGAUAUUCGUUCCGAUGUUCUAGAAUUCAAACAGGAAACAGUGCAGUGCAAUGUAAUAUAAAGAAUGUUACAUUUAUGAAUUCCU
Molecule: messenger RNA, 1982 nt
Organism: Melampsora larici-populina 98AG31
Lineage: Eukaryota; Fungi; Basidiomycota; Pucciniomycetes; Pucciniales; Melampsoraceae
Exons: 11
Coding region: 222-1694 (490 amino acids)
Biological process (GO): pentose-phosphate shunt, oxidative branch; pentose-phosphate shunt
Cellular component (GO): cytosol
Molecular function (GO): NADP binding; phosphogluconate dehydrogenase (decarboxylating) activity
Source: RefSeq, a predicted model, not a curated record